AUGAUUCGAAAUGAACUCACAUUUUGUUUGUUAAAAGAGGAUGAAAAGAAAAAAAUUAAUGGUUUGUUUCUUAGAAGUCAGAAUGUUAUAGUAAGAGCUUUUCUUAAAAGAUUCAAGAUUAUAUACCUAAAAGGUUUUAUGGCAUUGAUGUCAGAUAGAGUGACAUUUUCGCUAAUCCGCUUAGACAUCGAGUCCACUCCAAAUGAAUUCCGUUUACAAGUGCUGAUUAUUCGAUUGAGUUUCGUGAAAACGAAUAGAAUUGAAGGCCACUUUUCUGAAUAUCAAAAUAGGCAGAAAGAGAAAUUGAAAGACGAUUUUCAUCAAAAAUUUCCGCAUUGA
Molecule: messenger RNA, 339 nt
Organism: Clunio marinus
Lineage: Eukaryota; Metazoa; Arthropoda; Insecta; Diptera; Chironomidae
Source: the annotation of a GenBank genome assembly